CGCAGUGAAUCGUCGGCGUUUGGAUACUUCGGUGCUUUUUAUUACGCAUAGGGCUCACCGGCCACCUCCACUGCAAUCGAGGGCUUCCAAGUUGGACCAAUCCUCCUUGGCGCGUACCGUGACUGUCGUAUCUGGUUCACGUAAUGCAAUGCAGGUAUCCAGUGUGCCACGGAGGCCGCAGCGUCUGGCUGGCUGCCUCAUCUCCAUCCAGUUUCUCCUUCGCCAACAAGCCAGGGCCCAUGGGCUUGACGGCGGCAAUGGCAAACUGGAGUUUCAAACGGCACCCACAAUAGCUCCCCGCGCAACGACACCUUCUCGACGAAUGAUGAACGACGCCCGAGACCAGCUGCAAGACUCGGCCCGUCGGGCACACACCACUACCUCCGUUUGCGUCCCGCGUUUUCCGCCCAACCCUCUGAAACAUCCAAACGACGCCGUCAAACCAACCAAUCUAGUCGCCAUGCUUUUCUCAUUCCGCGGACCCCCCACAGCGACGACAAGAUAGGUAUGAGUUGAGCCCGGCGGUUCCGUCGCGGUCUGGCUGCCGCCCCAGGAAUGGUUUCCCUAGCGUCAGAUACGCAAAAUACCGCCGAUGGUAGUCCGACAGCGCCCACAGUUCCUAGCAACUCCAUCCAUCUUCCUACGAGUUUCGUCCAAAUUCGACAGC
This is a messenger RNA of Parathielavia appendiculata, 667 nucleotides long. RefSeq lists its product as uncharacterized. The transcript has a single exon. The record is from RefSeq and is a predicted model, not a curated record. Bases 149 to 505 code for a protein of 118 amino acids. Lineage: Eukaryota; Fungi; Ascomycota; Sordariomycetes; Sordariales; Chaetomiaceae.